AUGAAGUCCUUCACCUCCGCCAUCAUUUUAGCCCUCGCAGCCGCCGCCUCCGCCGCCCCUUCGCGCCACUCCAAACGUCAAGACCCAACCUGCAUCGUCCAAACCGUCGUCGGCGCCGACACCACCGCCGUCGCCGCCAGCAUCAACCAAUGGUUCGCCGACGUCAACGCCGUCAACGCCUUCCUCAACACCGCCCUCACCCUCGACCCCACCACCCUCCAAUCCCAUGCCCAGGCCGCCCUGCUCAACGCCCAGGACGAGCCCUGCCAGCUCAUGACCCUCACCAGCACCAGCGACCUUGGGUCGGACGUCACGGACGCCUUCGAGUGCGCAGGCCAGGACCUCAUGCGCGUGUUCGGCGACCACGUCAUCACGAACCUCAACACCAUCAUCGCGGCGCCGAAUAACACGGUCGCUGUCACGGCGGCGGUGGACGACAUCAACGACUUCCGCUGCUGCAACGUGCUGUCGGACGCGAGUAUCCUGUGGUUGGACAACGCGGCGGAUAAUGGCCUGGUGGGGACGGUGCCGACGCAGGCGCCGCCGGAGGAUGCGUGUGCGGGUAUUACGUGCACGCAGGCGUGUACGGGGUUGGAUAAUGGGAGUUUCGGGACUGUGAGUGGGCCGUAG
Saxophila tyrrhenica is the source of this 630-nucleotide messenger RNA. RefSeq lists its product as uncharacterized. The coding region runs from base 1 to 630 and encodes 209 amino acids. The transcript has a single exon. Lineage: Eukaryota; Fungi; Ascomycota; Dothideomycetes; Mycosphaerellales; Extremaceae. The record is from RefSeq and is a predicted model, not a curated record.